UUCCUGACAUACCCUCCAAAGAACUGCAACUAUGCUAGUGAGGCUGCAGGAGCGUUAAACAGUUCUUCCCUGGUUCUUUAUUUUUUGCUGCUUUUCCAUGCAUUCCUGUCCUGUUUAGGGCUGGGCCUUUUUCCUUUUUUAUUUGUAGUCUGCACGUUUCUUAGGAUAUUAGAAAAAACAUGCUGAAGAUUCACUGUGAGGCAUGGCUAUUUUUGUUAGAAGCUGAUACUUCAGACUGAGCUUUAAGGGUUGCCUCUGGAAGGCCUUAAGUUGCUGUGGUAGGACAGGAGUCUGCAGAGGAAACAGAAAGUUCAGAGAGGUGCAAAAGAAGAAGGAACAGAAUUAGAAAAAGCAGAGGACCUCCCUCCUUCUCAUUCUGCAGCUCCUGCAAGAGCCAGCAAUCCAGAAGUAGUAUCUAAGCUGCCACGGUAGAUCUUGACCUUUUUAAGAGAGUAUCUCUUACCUUCAUCAUCAUGGCCGAGAUUACAGCAGAAGGACGUAUGUCUACAACCACAACAAUAAUAGAUGGUAAAAACGGAUCUGUGCCCUCAUCAUCCAUGAAAGUGGGCAAGAAAUCAGUUACAGAAGAUCUCGUGACAACGUUCAGCUCACCAGCAGCAUGGAUUCUUGUUGUUGCUCUGAUUGUUACCUGGUCAGCAGUAGCUAUCGUAAUGUUUGACUUGGUGGAUUACAAAACCUUUGCAGGCACCUAUUCACAGCAUUGCGAUGAUCCCUGUUUACCGCCUGGAAGAUCUGUUAACAAGCUCAGCACAGAACCACUGAGAAUCAUCCAUCAGACACUGGAAGAAUCCACUGAUUGGCUUUAUGGCUUUAUUUCUUUUCUGUCUGACAUUGUAUGGAGUGAUGAUGAUGACGGUGAUGAAGGUGAAGUGGAACCUUCCAUGAAAAAAGAAAUUCAUAAACAGAAACCGGUGAGACAUGAAAAACGAACAGCACCAAAGGUAAUUCACAGAGACAAACCUGAAAAACAAGAAAAAGUUGAGAGGAAGGAACCCCCAAAGGUGACACAAAAAGACAAACGGGAAAGACAAGAAAAACUUGAAAAAAAGGAAAGGCACACAGUUACACACAAAGAGAAACCUGAAAAGCCAGAAAAACAUGAAAAGAAAACACCUUCUAAAGUAAUUCAAAAAGACAAACCUGAAAGACAUGAAAAAGCUGAAAAGAAACCUCCUCCCAAAGAGGAGAAGAAAGUAAAGAGCACUAAAGUGGAAGCAAAAGUUAAAAAGGAAGUGAAAGAUGGAAAAGGAGAAGGAAAGACGACUGAGAAGGUCAAGCAAGCAGAGACUAAAACAACAGAAGUUGGGCUAAUAAAGGCCAAACCGAAAGUUAAGGAGGAGAAAGCUCUUCAGACUAUAACUAAAUCGGAAAAGAAAGAUCAAUAUGCAUUCUGUCGCUAUGUGAUUGACAUGUUUGCACAAGGGGAUUUUUAUCCAGGACAUAAGGAAAUGGUACCACCUCCUCUUCUUCUAGAACAUAGUCCAAGAAAGAACCCACCAGCUAUUGAAGAGAGAAAAGAGGAGAAGAAGAAGAAGAUUGAUGUAAGCAGGGUGGCAACUGAAACAAAGAAGAAAGAAAAAGAAGGAAAAAAAGAGAAAGCUCACGAGAAGACAACUGUCCCUGAAAUUAAGAAAGCAGAUAAAAAAGAAGCUGCUGUGUCCAAAGAACCCAAAAAGGCAGCAAAAGCUCCUGCAGCCAAACCAGCCAUCAAAAAAGCAACAGAACCAGAACCACACAAGAAAGAAAAAAUGAUGGAAAUUGCCAAAACAUCAAAGAAAGAAACAAAAGUACAUGCCUCUGUGGAAACUCUGAAGUCAAAAGCUGUACCAGGAAAGAAGGAAGAAAAAACAAAUAAGGCAGCAGAGCAAGAUAAAUCCAAGAUGAAACAAGGAAAUCCUGGAAAAGAGAAAGAAUUGAAAUCUCCAGCUGCUACAAAAGAUAAAGAAUAUGCUAAAGAAAAGGAAGGAAAGAAUCCUACGUCUUUAAAAGAUAAAGAACAUGCCAAAGAAAAGGAAGGAAAGAAUCCUACGUCUUUAAAAGAUAAAGAACAUGCUAAAGAAAAGGAAGGAAAGAAUCCUACAUCUUUAAAAGAUAAAGAUUCUCUAAAAGGAAAAAAUCCCAAGAAUCCAGAGGGAUCAAAGGAAAAAGAGACUAGUAAAAGAACAGAUGUGAAGCCUUCAGCAGCCUUAAAGGAGAAGGACUCUCCAAAAGGAAAAGAAAUCAAGGCUUUAACUACAAAAAAGGAUAAAGCUGCAGUGAAAAAGGAGGAGGAGAAGAAAGCUACCUCAGAGAAACCUCAUGAACACAAGCAUGAACAUGUUAAACAUGAAAAAGCUAUCUCUAAGACUAAACCAGAGGAGAAAAUUAAACAACAAAAGACAACUCCUACUGAGAAAUCAGUCCAGGCAAAACCAGCAAAGCAUGAAGCAGUCAGACAUGAAAAAGCUGUUCCACCUACAAAACCAAUCAAACUGAAAAACACUGCAAAGUCAACAGGUGAAACCCCAACAACAGCCACCAAAAAAACAAAAACAGCUAAGGAAAAAGAAGAAAAACCAAUUGAGAAGAAACAUCUGAAAGAGGAAAAAAGCAAAGGAGUGCCACCAGUAAAAGAAGUUCCACAACAUCACAACCUGACAUCAGCUCCUGUCCGCUACUUUCAAUGUGUCUUCCUAAAUGGACCUAAUGGAUUUGGACUGCAAUUUCCCACUAAUCCCCCUUCAAACAAGGAAGAAAAGACUCACUCAAAGGCUUCCAAGAGAAAGACAAGGAAACCAGGGCAGUAGAAAGACUGAGUCCUGUGGUUGCUCACGUUUUGCACUUUAUCUUUUCUGCCGGGGUUCACAGUAGUUACAGUGGUACUGCUCAUUGCAAGAAUGUGAUCCACUUGGACACGUGUACCUGGAAACAGUUUCCAUGGGCAGAGGCAAAACAAGCAGUAAUGAACUGUAUUUGACAAAGGUAGAACCAUAAAAGUGCCCCAUUUCUUGUGGAAAUGCAAUGUUAACAAAGUGUUGACCUGAUUGUGUGUGUGUGUUUUCCUGCCUCUUUUGCUCUUCUUGUUUUUCUUUAGCUACCUGCUCAGCAUUGAAGUGAGUCUGUUUUCCAUUUAAUCUUAUCUCAGGAGUGAAAGGUUGAAUGUAGCUCUUAUAUCAGCAAGAUUGCAAGACUACCUGCAAUCCUGAAUCAUUUCUUCUUAAUGUUCAAUCAGACUGAUGACAGGAAAAAGCCUCACUAAGUCAUGAAAAUGUGCUCUCUGACUGGUGCUAUUUUUAUGUCUCAUUGACCAGUGUGGUCUGAAGCUCACACUUGCUCUGAGCCCCUCAGUAUACUAUCAGUACAUUGACUCCACAAAUCAUGUUAAUGAUGAAUAUUUCUGUUAAACUUGAAGCAGCAAAAGCAUAGUCUGUUUGCCUUGCCUGUUUGAGAAAUACUAAGUCUUUCCUUUCUAAAGCCCAAAGUGAGCAGAGAAAGUGAAAUAACAAGGCAAAGGUGAGGAAAACCAACAUGAAGGUCCCAAGAAACAGAUUCAAUAAUUUUAAUACUUCUACUUUUCUUCUGUGGGUAAAUCACAUAGACUUUUAGAAAAGACCAAGUAAAUGGAUAAUAUACCAGCCAACACUAAAGUAACCCAGCUUUCCAAUAGGUAAACAUGAUAGUUUAAUGCAAACUCAGAUCAGUGAAUAAAAAAUGUGUCAAUGAACAAUGAGUGUACAUUUCUGUAGAAAUAAAGAACAUGUUGCCUUAGAGAAAAAGAAGGGAUGGCAUAUGAUCCAUUUGAAGGCACAAGACUGAAAACUGGCAUCUGAAUUGUCUGUACAUUGGCAGUGUAAAUAAUCAUGCAUUUUUGCAAGCUGCUAUUUGUUUGCAUUUUCUUACUAUGUUUUUUGCAUUUAGUCUGUGAAAUGUACUGCAGUGACCUUAUAUAGCUAGCUGGUUAAGUAGCAUGAUGCUCUUUGUACAACCCAGCUACUUGUAGGUUCUCAUCACACUAGUAACUAUAUACUGCUUUUUUAUUUUUAGCAUAUUUAAGGAUAACAUCAGCCCCUUCCUUCAUCCCCUCUCCGUGCCAACCCAUUCUUACUUUAAUCAAAUAAUUUACUUGCAUGAGUUUGGGACAACUGAGUCUUGGGUGGGUUAAUGCAACUGAGAAAGAUUUCUUUUUGCACUGCUGGGUCAGGUUGAUAAUCUCUGAUUACUGUUCAUGGCCUUAUACAAACUGGGUUCUUGUUCUCAAUAUGCUCUCAUACUGCACAGAUCUUGUGCUGCAAAAAACUCUCAUUGCAACAAGUUGUCUAGACAGUGAUUUCUGGAAGGAGGUAGGAACAUGUCCCGCCCUAGGAGCAGGUCUUCCCACAUAGGAGCACACUGCAGAUAGAAGUGUGAAUGCCUCCACUGUCACUGUGAAAUCUGCUCUGGAGACAGAGGUGUCAACAGAGAACAUUUCAUGGUAAAAUGACAAUCUUUAAUUUUCUUUCAGUGGGCCUUUUUAUAUUUCCAGUCACUUUUUUCCUUUCCAAUUUGUGGUUUUGUAUAUGUUAUUAUGGAUGUUAUUGUCCUAGGGUUUUACUGUGGAAGUGAUCUUAAAGUGAGAUUAUAACUUUCUGAAAUCAGUUAAUUUAAUUUGAGAGUUUACCUAAUUCAAAUAAUAUGGACAAAAUUUAAAUAUACUAUAAGAUGGGGGGGGGGUUAGCUUCUUUUGGCAAAAUAAAUUUUGUUCAUUAUCAGCCUUAAUCCUUUCUUCCCGUUUGAUUGUGACAUGUCAAGAAUAUGUUCAAGAUCUCAUUUCCAUAAUGUUUUAAUUAGAUAUCUGAAGGCUUUGGAAAUAUUAACAAUUAAUUUCACUGAAUAAGUGAUAUAAAAUCAGUCAUUUAUUGUUUUCCAAACUCAGUCACUGCCUUGAAGAAUGGGAGAAAGAGGUGCACUCUUGAAGUGGAAAGCAUUUUUCUCUUUAAAUUCACCUGGAAACUUUAAAAAAGUUGGAUUUCAUGUUUUCACUCAAAUUAGCCUUAAAUUUUGCAAAAUCAUAUGCUGAUUGUUAUCUAUUUUGGAAAAUAAACAAUACAAACCAA
Messenger RNA from Columba livia (rock pigeon), 5093 nucleotides. It is a transcript of the gene TRDN, whose product is annotated as triadin. Bases 474 to 2807 code for a protein of 777 amino acids. Gene Ontology annotation, cellular component: junctional sarcoplasmic reticulum membrane; sarcoplasmic reticulum; plasma membrane. The transcript has 41 exons. Gene Ontology annotation, biological process: regulation of cardiac muscle cell membrane potential; heart contraction; regulation of release of sequestered calcium ion into cytosol by sarcoplasmic reticulum. The record is from RefSeq and is a predicted model, not a curated record. Gene Ontology annotation, molecular function: signaling receptor binding. Lineage: Eukaryota; Metazoa; Chordata; Aves; Columbiformes; Columbidae.